CCCAGCCCUGGGCCCAGAACAGACACCGGAAAGGUAGAGGCUUCUCAACCGGAGACGAUCGAUGGGGUCUCGCGCUCGCUUCGUCUCCCUCCUCGUCGCCUUCCUCCUCGCGCCCGUCGCCGAGCCGCUCGCCGUCGGCGGCAGGUACCUGACGGAGGACGAGCGUUGGAUGAACCAGCGCCUCGACCACUUCUCCCCCACCGACCACCGUGUAUUCAAGCAGCGCUACUUCGAGUUCCUGGACUACCACCGCGCCCCCGGCGGCCCGGUCUUCUUGCGCAUCUGCGGCGAGUCCGCCUGCGACGGCAUCCCCAACGACUACUCGGCCGUACUCGCCAAGAAGUUUGGCGCCGCGGUGGUGACGCCGGAGCACCGGUACUACGGCAAGAGCUCCCCCUUCGAGCGGCUCACCACCGAGAACCUGAGGUUCCUUUCGUCGAAGCAGGCUCUGUUCGACCUAGCCGUCUUCCGCCAGUACUAUCAGGAAUCCUUGAAUGCUCGGUAUAAUCGAUCCGGGUUUGACAAUCAUUGGUUUGUCUUUGGAGUAUCGUACUCCGGCGCUCUCAGUGCCUGGUUCAGGCUGAAGUUCCCCCAUUUGACAUGCGGGAGCCUUGCGAGCUCAGGAGUGGUUCUCGCUGUGUACAACUUCACUGACUUUGACAAGCAGGUUGGGGAGUCGGCUGGCCCUGAGUGCAAAGCUGCCCUUCAGGAGACAACUAAACUUGUUGAGGAACAGCUUCGGUCCGACAGCCGCUCGGUGAAGGCCUUAUUUGGAGCCCGGACGUUGAAAAAUGAUGACUUCCUCUACCUACUGGCAGAUGCAGCAGCAGAAGCAUUCCAAUAUGGGCAUCCUGACGCCGUGUGCUCUCCUCUAAUAAAUGCAAAGGAGAAUGGGAAAAACUUGGUGGAAACAUAUGCUCGAUUUGUUAAAGAUUUUUACAUUAAAGAAAUGGAGACACCAGUAUUUUCAUAUGAUCAGGACUAUUUGAAGAACACGACUCCCGAUGAUUCUAGUUCUAGACUCUGGUGGUUCCAAGUUUGCAGUGAGCUUGCCUACUUUCAAGUGGCGCCUAAAACUGAUAGUGUUCGUUCUGCAAGGAUCAAUACAAGGUACCAUUUGGACCUAUGUAGAAACGUUUUUGGGGCAGGCGUUUAUCCUGAUGUGUUCAUGACGAACUUAUAUUAUGGAGGCACAAGAAUUGCUGCUUCUAAAAUUGUGUUUACAAACGGUUCUCAAGAUCCAUGGCGUCAUGCCUCCAAGCAGAAGUCAUCGAAAGACAUGCCAUCCUACUUAAUCAAAUGCAGAAAUUGUGGACAUGGCACUGAUUUGAGGGGUUGUCCUCAAAGUCCUUUCAGGAUUCAAGGGGACUCUUCAAACUGCUCAUCCCCGGCAGCUGUGAAUAUAGUAAGAGAGCAGAUUGCCAAGCACAUUGACCUGUGGCUAUCGCAUUGCCAAGAACCAUCAAUGGCAGGGUAUGGAUCUUUAGCUACAUUCUGAUCGAUGCAGUCCAGUUCACUCCAACUUGGAGUGAAUGGAGAUUCGCAGAUCCUGGAGUAAUAUCGUGUUGGACAUCUACGAGUGCUUCGUGCAGAUCAGAGAAUCAGCAGCCACAUUAACCAAGCCAAUCGCCGUGUUGGACGUAUACAACUAAACAAGUACUUACGAUAAAUUGGGCAGAUCACAUAAUCAUUUUCAUCAACUACGCCAAUCGCCGAAAUGCAAGAUGCAGGUCUGUUUGUUUGAAUCAUCAUGAUGGAGUUAUACCUCUACUGUGACUUGAGUUAAACAGGAGACACCAGAUGCAUUCUCUGAUGGUGCUUACGUCUUUACGUCGUGUAAUAAAGGGCGUGCAGUUCUAUGCA
Molecule: messenger RNA, 1863 nt
Organism: Phragmites australis (common reed)
Lineage: Eukaryota; Viridiplantae; Streptophyta; Magnoliopsida; Poales; Poaceae
Product: probable serine protease EDA2
Exons: 14
Coding region: 62-1498 (478 amino acids)
Biological process (GO): proteolysis
Cellular component (GO): vacuole
Molecular function (GO): dipeptidyl-peptidase activity; serine-type exopeptidase activity
Source: RefSeq, a predicted model, not a curated record